Molecule: messenger RNA, 2184 nt
Organism: Drosophila guanche
Lineage: Eukaryota; Metazoa; Arthropoda; Insecta; Diptera; Drosophilidae
Product: dnaJ homolog subfamily C member 2
Exons: 3
Coding region: 137-2086 (649 amino acids)
Biological process (GO): 'de novo' cotranslational protein folding; regulation of translational fidelity
Cellular component (GO): cytosol
Molecular function (GO): ribosome binding; Hsp70 protein binding
Source: RefSeq, a predicted model, not a curated record
UUCAGUAUAUUUCUGACGGUCGGGAAAAUAAACGUGGUGCGAAUUAAUUUCGUGAAAUUUGUUUGUGAAAACAAAAUUUCAAAGUGAAGUGGUGUUUUUAUGUAAUAGACGUGCUCGUUUUUGUAACCGGGACGUCAUGACUAACAGCCUGGAGUUGGAGGUACCGCUCAAGGUCGCGCGUCACCUAAUCGAGCGCGUUGGCUUCGCCUAUUUCAACGCACGCCGCAAAAUCGCGCCAGGUGGUGUCGAGCGCAGUGAAUCCGACGAGAAGUUGGAGGGCGUCGGCGAGGAGGUGGACAUCAGCUACCUCAAGUCCCUAGAUCCCAAGGAAUGGAAGGACCAAGAUCACUACAGUGUCCUCGGCCUGGGAAAAUUGAGAUUCGAAGCCAGCGACGAUGACAUUCGUCGCGCCUACAGACGCAUGGUGCUGCAGCAUCACCCGGACAAGCGAAAAGCCAAGGGUGAGGUGGUGAUCAACGACGAGGACUAUUUCACAUGCAUAACAAAGGCCUACGAGAUAUUGGGCACUUCGAAGGCGCGACGCAGCUUUGAUUCAGUGGAUCCCGAAUUCGAUGAUUCGCUACCCACUCAAACAGACAUCGACAAUGAUUAUUUCAAAGUAUUCAAUAAAAUGUUCAAGCUGAAUGGACGCUGGAGCGAGCGGCCGCAGGUGCCAGUCUUUGGCGAGGUGGACGCCAAGCGCGAGGAGGUUGAACGCUUCUAUAACUUCUGGUAUGACUUCAAAUCGUGGCGUGAGUUCAGCUACCUGGACGAGGAGGACAAGGAGAAGGGCCAGGACCGAGAUGAGCGUCGCUGGAUCGAGAAGGAAAACAAGACGGCGCGCAUCAAGCGGAAAAAGGAGGAAAUGAGUCGCAUACGUGAUCUCGUCAAUUUGGCGUACAACAACGACAAGCGUAUACAGCGUUUCAAGCAGGAGGAGAAGGAUCGCAAGGCGGCGGCAAAGCGGGCCAAAAUGGAUGCCGUCCAGGCACAAAAGGCGGAGCAGGAGAAGGCUGUACGCGAGGCAGCGCUGGCCAAGGAGCGUGCCGACAAGGCUGAACAGAAGCGCAUCGAGCUAAUCCGCAUUGAACGCGAGCAGCAGAAGAAGGUGCUCAAGAAGGAGCGCAAAACGCUUCGGGACAAGGUCAAGGAUUGCAAAUACUAUGCCAAAAACGACAAGGAUCAGCUGAAGCACAUGGAGGGCACCGAGAAAAUUUGCGAAACGUUUAACCUGGCCGAGCUGCAGGCACUGAACAAGGCCAUGGAGUCCAAGGGUCGCGAAUCCUUUGUCGCUGCUCUGCAGACAGCCGAUCAGAAAAUCGCCGCCGAACUGGAGCAGUUCAACCAGACGCAGCAGAAGAAGCUGGCCACUGCCGCUGCACCCAAAGCUGCCGUCAAGGAGGUGAAGAAGGGCGAACUCUGGAGCAACGAAAAUGUGCAGCUGCUCAUCAAGGCGGUGAAUCUGUUCCCUGCAGGCACUGCCCAGCGCUGGGAUGUCAUUGCCACGUUUAUCAAUCAGCACAGUGGCUCGGGAGGAGCUCAAGUGCUGGCCCGGGAUGUACUCAACAAGGCCAAGGCUCUGCAGAACAGCGAUCACUCCAAGAGCAGCCUCAAGACGCAGGCCAACGAUGCCGCGUUUGCCAGCUUCGAGAAGUCCAAGAAGGAAGUGCAAGUCUCAAAUGACAUAACCAUUGGCGAGGAGGCGCCCUCGCAGGAGAGCAAGGAGAAUGUCAAGCAGAACGGUGGCGCUCAUCCCAAUCAGGUGAACAAUCAGAAGCCCAAGCAGAACGGCAUAGCGACGCCAGCAGCAGCUGAAGCUGCAGCGGGAGCGGGAGCAGGAGCACCAGCGGCUGCACCCAUGACCAAUGGCACUGGUGGUGGCGCUGCUGCAUCCAAAACCUGGACCAAGGAGGAGCAGGCACUGCUUGAGCAGGCAAUCAAAUCUUAUCCGACCACGACACCCGAUCGCUGGGACUGCAUUGCUGCAUGCAUACCGAAUCGCAGUAAAAAGGAUUGCCUGCGACGUGUCAAGGAGCUGGUCGAGCUGGUCAACUCCAAGAAGGAGGCACAGGCGGCGACCAAAUGAGACGCAACCGAACCCACACUACACUACUCCUCCUCUUCUAGCUGCUGUGUCCCAUAUAAAUUUUAUUUAAAUAAAACAUAAAAAGUUUUUUGAACGUU